Effrenium voratum is the source of this 483-nucleotide messenger RNA. Lineage: Eukaryota; Dinophyceae; Suessiales; Symbiodiniaceae. The record is from the annotation of a GenBank genome assembly.
AUGGCAUUCAGGCAGUUCGCAAUGCUGCUGUCCUUGCCUUUGGCUGUUUUUGCCGGAGCCGAGGAUGAGACCUGCGAUGAUCUGUCAGAGCAUGGGCUCUUGAAGCUACAUGAGCUGCUGGACGGCGAGGGCUGCAAUGCUGAGCGUGCCGUGGUGGCCAUCCGAGAAUUGUGGAACGCAUCCACGUCGAUGCAUGAGACUUAUGAUCAUUUGGCCCAGGUGGAGCUUGGUGCGCUUGGUGACUCCAAGUGGGCUGAGAGCUGCACCGCGUGCGUGAAAAUGGACUCCUGUCAUUUGCCUUCCGAGACGUUGCACUGUCAUACCAACCCAGACCGUCACUUCUUGGCCGACAACGGCGCCGACGGCGACGUGAUCUCCGCGAAGAACUUCUGGGAUGAUGUGAAGUGCAACUCCUGUAAGUUCAGCCUGAUGGGCAUGGGCGGGGCGAUCCAACUGGCCAUGGACGCCACUCCAGAGAGGUGA